AUGAUAUAAGACACUUAAUAAUCAUUUAAGGAUUUUUUGGAAACAUAUGCAAUUAGAAAAAAGUAGCCUGAAAAAAGAAGACAACCAAAAUUGAAUCCAAUGUUUCUAUUAACUAAAUAUCAACCUUAAAGGAAUUCUAUCUAAAUUGAAUAAAAUUUUAGUUAUGCAAUUACUAAUUCUAAGAGUACACAUAUAGAUCCUCCAUUAAGUUUACGAUUUAAAACAUUAGAGAGUGAAAAGAGCAAUAUGUCAGGUCUAUCAUAAUUUCGUAAGAAUGAGUGGAAAUAAAAGGAUAAAAAUUAUUGUUUAAUUAGAAAUUCUGAAUUACUUAAUGAUGUUAUUCAAAAAUCAUCUAGAUAUCAUAGUUAAUAAUAAUUGGUACCAAUUAAAUCAUAAGAUUAAAUAAUUAAGGGAUACUUAAUGGAAUUAUCUCGAAAAAGAAAAGUAGCACCUAAACCUUAAGGGACAGAUGAAUUAUUGAAUUUUGAAGUUGAUUAAAUAUAUUUAGAUAUAACAAGAAGAGAUAAUAUAUUAAGUGUUAAGUUUCCUAAUAAAAAUUAACCUGGAGUAAAAUAAGUAUUUAGAAAUCUUUUAGCUACUGCAUAUGAUCAAUAAAUGUUUUUAGAUUUACCACGUUUAAGAAUAAUACAUUUAGGUAUGUAAUUAACACAUGCUCACUUUUUUAAGUUUAAAUAUCAUUUUCUUAAUAAGUACAUGUAAUUAAACAUCUCAACAGAAAAGAUGUUUAAUUGUUGUGAAAGGAUUGAAAAUGUUCGUCCUUAUAUACUUAAUGAAAUAUUAGAAUUUGAAAUUUAUGGAGGUGAAGAAGGUAUUAAAGCUAUUACAAAAUUAAUGUAUAAAAAGAUUCUAUCAGAUGUCACAUUAUCACCUUAUUUUGAAAAGAUUGAUGUUGCUACUUAAGAAAUGAAAUUUGCUAGACUCUUUUUUUAAUUAAUUUAUCAUUUAGAUUCACCAAAUUAUUCAUGUGAAGUACUUAGAGAAAGACAUGUAAAAUAUGCAUUAACAAAUGUAUAACUUACAAAUUUUAAAUACUAUUUAUCAUUAACUUUAUAAUAGUCUGGUAUACCAUGGAAGAAUAUAAGACAACUAUUAAGAAGAAUGGAUAUCUAUAAAUAUGCAAUCAUAAAUAAAAAUGAUCUUUAAUAUUAUGUUAAUUAAUUAGGUUUUAAUUAAUUUAUUGAAAAAUUUGUAAAUAGUUGUUCAUAAGAUGCAAUGUUAUCUGAAUUGAUAUAACGUAGAGGAAAAUAAAAGUUUAUUGCACAUUGUUGUAAUAUUUUUCAUUACUUUUUUCGUUAUAACAUAAAAGCUGUUACUAGAGAAGAUUUAUAUUUAAUUCAUUCAAAAAAAGCUAUAAUAAAUGAGAAGAUUUUUGAUAGAUUCAAAUAAAAGGCUGUUGAAUCAGUAAAAGAUUUAACUAAUGAUAACAUAGUAAUUUAAGAUUUUAUUGAAGAUUGGGAUGAAAUUAAACCAAUAAUUUUAGGGGAAACAAGAGAAUAAUAAAUAUUAAGUUUAGGUCAAGAUUAUUUAAUACCAAAAUUAGUUUCAAUUUUAGAAUAUGAAUUUUUUUAAAGACAUUUAAAUAAAAUAUAUGAAACUGAAGAAGCAGAAAUGAGUUAAAGCAUUCUAUGCAAAUUAAAUUUACUUCUUUAUGGAAUUAGAUUUUUCAAAAAAUAAGAUUUAUAAAUUAUUCACAAAAGAUUCAAAAUAACUUCAUCACAAUACUAUGAUUUUGCACAAUGUUUUAAAAUUGCUUUAUAAGAAUACAAAAUCUUGAAUUAUGUUCAUUUAUUAAUUGAAGAGUAUGAAGAAUUUAUAGUCUCUGAUUGA
This is a messenger RNA of Paramecium pentaurelia, 1848 nucleotides long. The record is from the annotation of a GenBank genome assembly. NCBI's taxonomy places the organism in Eukaryota, Ciliophora, Oligohymenophorea, Peniculida, Parameciidae.